AUGCCAAUGAACACGAGUCUGAGGAGCGACUUUGGCGACAACGGAAUUGUUAUACUUCCACCAUCACUUACCAUCCGAGCUCCCGAAAAUACCCCCAAUCACGGCGAGCAAUGGCUUUUCAUCAACGGGAUUGGUGGAGAAUAUUUCUGGCUUCAACUGUACUGCAAAAAGCUCCGGAACACCUUUAAUAGGGAUAUCAAAGGUAUCUUCAACAGGAGCGAUGGUCUUUUUUGGGACUUAGUCGAGUUUGCAGGAGAGCGAGAUGCCGCUGGGCAACAAAAUCUCAUUCAAAGGACAUUGAGCAGCAGAGCCGCCCAGGAUGCUCUGAACAGUGAAUUGUCAGCCGUGUUUCAAAAUAACCCGUUCAAUGGUUUUAUUGUGAUGAUUGCCUACCCCCAGGGAUGCCUCUUGUUGAGGCUUGUGUUGCAAGACUUUGUCACGCGAAAAAUAUAUCGGCAUGCAAUGAAAGUUCGCCUGAGAGUCUUCACGUUCGGUAACCCGAGUAUCGACUGGAUGGUUACAAAUGCCGAGAAUGAAAGGAGGCCUCUCUUCGAAUUCGUCAACUACACCGAGCAUUUCGCGAGUGAGGGAUUUCGUGGCACGUCUCGGGGUGGUGAGGACGCCUACGGUAGCUGCCCCACGACAGACUGGCUACAUGCACCAAGAUUCGUCGGUUUUUAUCAACGCUAG
This is a messenger RNA of Truncatella angustata, 690 nucleotides long. RefSeq lists its product as uncharacterized. The transcript has a single exon. NCBI's taxonomy places the organism in Eukaryota, Fungi, Ascomycota, Sordariomycetes, Amphisphaeriales, Sporocadaceae. The record is from RefSeq and is a predicted model, not a curated record. Bases 1 to 690 code for a protein of 229 amino acids.